Molecule: messenger RNA, 1401 nt
Organism: Trypanosoma rangeli
Lineage: Eukaryota; Euglenozoa; Kinetoplastea; Trypanosomatida; Trypanosomatidae
Product: putative queuine tRNA-ribosyltransferase
Exons: 1
Coding region: 1-1401 (466 amino acids)
Cellular component (GO): cytosol
Molecular function (GO): tRNA-guanosine(34) queuine transglycosylase activity
Source: RefSeq, a predicted model, not a curated record
AUGUCCCUCGACAAACCCCUCUUUUUCUUCGAGACGAACAGUGGCCCUAGUGCGCGGCGUGGCCAGGGCGGGGAUCAUCACCCCCAGCCACAGAGGCAGCAGGCCCGGAGUGGUUUGUUUCACCUCCCGCAUGGUUCACUGCGCACACCCAUAUUCAUGCCUGUGGCGACGCAGGCCGCACUAAAGGGUGUGACAGUGGAGCAGUUGGAGGAACUUGAUGUGGAGAUUAUCCUCGGGAACACGUAUCACUUGGGGCUGCGACCCGGGGAGGACAUUUUUAACAACAUCACACGGCUAAAAAACGCUCAAGAGAAUGCUGCAAAAGACAGUGAGGCACAGGAAAUAGAGUCCUCGCGGAUCCGAAACAAUAUGGAUGGGAUUCAUUUUCUACAAGGAUGGCGACGGAAUAUUCUUACGGACAGUGGGGGUUUUCAAAUGGUAAGUCUGCUGCGACUUGCUAAAAUUACUGAGGAGGGUGUGCGUUUUCAGUCAACUCACGGUGGCAACGGUGGAGGCGUACGAGUGGGUGAUAACGCUCAUAGCACCAUCCAUAGCAGUGGUGCUGCCUAUGCUGGAGAUGAGGACGCAGACUAUACGCUGCUACUGCGGCCAGAGGACAGCAUUCGCAUUCAAAAUGCCAUUGGGGGUGAUAUUAUGAUGCAACUGGAUGAUGUUGUGCACGUUCUCACGACUGGACCUCGUAUGGAGGAGGCCUCUAGACGUACUGUACGUUGGCUAGAUCGUUGUCUUUCUGCCAACAUGAAUCCAGAUAAGCAGGGCAUAUUUGGCAUUGUUCAAGGUGGCCUCGAUCCAACACUGCGGGCAGAGUGUCUUGCUGAGAUGGUCAAGAGAACAGCCUGUAAGGGGUACGCUAUUGGUGGCUUAAGUGGUGGGGAGGCAAAGGAUGAUUUCUGGCGAAUCGUUGCCCAGUGUUGCAAGGGGCUUCCAGACGACAAACCACGCUACUGUAUGGGUGUGGGGUAUCCAGAGGACAUUAUGGUGUGUAUCGCACUUGGAGUGGACAUGUUUGACUGUGUGUAUGCUUGCCGUACGGCCCGCUUUGGUUCGGCAUUGACAUCUACGGGAAAGAUUCAAAUUACAAAGAAGGCAUUUGCUAACGACAUGGGGCCCCUGGAUCCUGCCUGUAACUGUAAGACAUGCAAAACUUUUUCCCGUGCGUACCUGCACCUUGUUGCGACUAAGGAGGCACUCGGAUCCACUCUUCUUUCCUACCACAAUGUGGCCUACCUCAUCAACCUCACCCGCGGCACGAGGGCGGCUAUCGAGGGUGGUAGUUUCACAGAAUAUGUGCAGAACUUCUUCGUGGCGUAUUACCCCAAACGGGACUACCCAAAGUGGGUAAUGGAAGCGCUGUAUUCUGUCGGCAUUGAGCUUCUCUAA